Molecule: messenger RNA, 1455 nt
Organism: Chrysochloris asiatica (Cape golden mole)
Lineage: Eukaryota; Metazoa; Chordata; Mammalia; Afrosoricida; Chrysochloridae
Gene: RETREG1
Product: family with sequence similarity 134, member B
Exons: 9
Coding region: 1-1455 (484 amino acids)
Biological process (GO): reticulophagy; negative regulation of neuron apoptotic process
Cellular component (GO): endoplasmic reticulum membrane
Source: RefSeq, a predicted model, not a curated record
AUGGCGAGCCUGGCACCCCCGGAGCCCGCGGAGGAGGGAUGCCCGGCUCGGGCUCCUAGCGAGGAGGCGCAGGAGCCGGAGGAGGAAGUCCGGGAGCUGAGCGCGGUCGCUGGCGCCGGGCGGCAGGUGGAGGAGGCCGCGGGCCGGGUGGGCGCCGUGGCGAGCUGGCUGCUUGGGGAGCCGGUGCUGUGGCUGAGCCGCUGCGCCGAGCAGUUGCUGAGCUGGGAGAGGCCGCUGCUCAGCCUGCUGGCUUUCGUCGGUGCCAACCUGCUGUUCUGGUUCCUUGCGUUGACUCCAUGGAGGAUUUAUCACCUGAUCUCAGUCAUGGUUCUUGGACGUGUUAUUAUGCAAAUAAUAAAGGAGAUGGUACUGUCCAGAGCAAGAGGUGCACAGUUGUGGAGAAGCCUCAGCGAAAGCUGGGAAGUGAUUGAUUCCAAACCAGAUGAAAGAACAAGACUCAGCCACUGUAUUGCAGAAUCAUGGAUGAACUUCAGCAUAUUCCUGCAAGAAAUGUCUCUCUUCAAGCAGCAGAGCCCUGGCAAGUUUUGCCUCCUGGUCUGCAGCGUGUGCACAUUUUUUACGAUCUUGGGAAGCUACGUUCCUGGGGUCGUACUCAGCUAUCUACUAUUACUCUGUGCAUUUUUGUGCCCGCUGUUUAAGUGUAAUGACAUGGGACAAAAACUAUACAGCAAAAUCAAGUCAGUUCUGUUGAAACUAGACUUUGGAAUUGGGGAAUUUAUUAAUCAGAAGAAACGUGAGGGAUCUGAAGCAGAUAAAGAAAAAAGUCACAAGGAUGACAGUGAAUUAGACUUUUCUGCCCUUUGCCCUAAGAUGAGCCUCACGGUUGCUGCUAAAGAGUUAUCUGUGUCAGACACAGAUGUAUCAGAAGUGUCCUGGACGGAUAACGGGACCUUCAACCUCUCUGAGGGAUAUACUCCACAGACAGACACGUCUGAUGAUCUUGACCGACCUAGUGAACAGGAAGUCUUCUCUCGAGACCUUUCAGAAUUUCCAUCUUUAGAAAAUGGCAUGGGAACAAAUGAUGAAGAUGAAUUAAGCCUUGGCCUGCCUGUUGAGUUCAAGAGAAAGAAGGACCAGUUGGACAGUGGCCGUAGAUUGAACCAAGAGAGGCCCUCGGUGGCUGGUCUCACGCUUCCUCUGAACAGUGACCAGACCUUUCAGCUGAUGAGCAACUUGGCUGGGGACGUCAUCUCAGCUGCCGUGACUGCUGCCCUCAAAGACCAGCUCCAGGGUAAACAGCAAGCCCUUUCUCAGGCCGCGGCCAGCCUCGCCGAGGAUACAGACACUGAAGAAGGUGAUGACUUUGAACUCCUGGACCAGGCAGAACUUGAUCAAAUUGAGAGUGAGUUGGGACUUACACCAGACCAGGAAGCAGCAGUACAACAAAGUAAGAAGUCUUCGAGCUUCCUGUCUAGCCUACUGGGAGGCCACUGA